Molecule: messenger RNA, 5215 nt
Organism: Cynoglossus semilaevis (tongue sole)
Lineage: Eukaryota; Metazoa; Chordata; Actinopteri; Pleuronectiformes; Cynoglossidae
Gene: six6a
Product: SIX homeobox 6a
Exons: 3
Coding region: 1781-2518 (245 amino acids)
Biological process (GO): eye development; regulation of transcription by RNA polymerase II
Cellular component (GO): nucleus; transcription regulator complex
Molecular function (GO): RNA polymerase II cis-regulatory region sequence-specific DNA binding; DNA-binding transcription factor activity, RNA polymerase II-specific
Source: RefSeq, a predicted model, not a curated record
ACACACACACACACACACACACACACACACCCAAAUACAAGGGUUUCCCCUGUCCCUGCCUCCCGGUGACUCUCUCCUGUGUAUCUGUAAAUAUACAGCAGUACUGCAGUUCACGAACAGUUAUUAAAAUCUGACAGUGGAGGACGUCAUCAUCGUCGUCAUCAUCAUCAUCAUCAUCAUCAUCAGUCUGUCAUUUCAACCACUGUGAUUCAUCAGUGAAGAGGGACCAGACUUGAGGUCCAAGUCAAGGCGAAGACACUAUUUUUAAAUUCUUAAAACAACAGUAAUAACAAUAAUAUAAAUAUACGUUUUCAAUAGAAUGUAAUCAUCAUUUUCAGUACAACAUUUUUUUUUCUGCUUUCGACAUUUUUUGUGGGGGAGUCUUGGGAGAGGAGGGGGGUUAAAAGGCUUUUAAAGAGUUUAAAAUAGAAAUGAUUGAACGACUUGAUUACAACACAAUUAUUGCCUGCAAGAAAAACAGAGUUAGUCUAAAAUGCUACAUGGUUCAUACAGGUUUACUAAUGUCAAAAAUAAGGCUCGGGGGAUCACUCACGGCCCAAUAAAAUACCAGAUCAGGUCAUCCAGUUUACAGGUUCUUUUGGCUAAUGUUAAUUUGAGUAGAUGUUACACAUUAUUAUCAUAACCAACGCUGCCAUUCGCAGGAGUCAUUAUUAUUUUGUCUAUUAGGGUUCAUUUCCACUCCUCUGUGUUUCUUUUUAUAAUAACAAUAUAUUCAUAUCACUGUUUUCCCCCCAGUAGUCGGUGUUCAAUGAGUAAAAGACACUUUUAUUUUAACCUUGCAGAUGAGCAAGGUUAAAAUAAAAGUGUCUUUUCAGAAGGUCUUCUGGUAGAAAAUUUUUAAAAAAUCAGACUCAGAAAGAUGUCUUUAUUUUUUAAAUACAUCAGAUAAUAUAUGUAUGUAAAUAUUAUUAUAUAUUAGAUGAUAGAUAUAUUUGGAUUUCUACAUGUGUUCAGGGGGGGGGGCUGCCGUCGUGUAUCCCGUGUACAGUGGUGCGUGUUGUCGGCGUGUCACUUCCAUCGAUAGUGUCUCAGAGCUGAGCUGAGUUUCCUUUGACUCUUCACCGUCUUUCUUCAACACAAAGACUCAGGCGGUUCGAGUGCCAGCACCACGUUUGCACACUGCGAUGACAAAAAGGUCAAAAUGUUUAUAUUAUUUUUAAAAAGGGGGAGGGGGGGAGGUGCACUUCACCUCCUCACUGUCCGAUUGGUCCAAGUUGACAGUGAUUGACGUGCAUCCAUGGUGACGGCGCAGCCAAUCUGCCAAGUCCAAUAGGAGCCGAUGGCAGGAGGCUGCACUGUCCUUUUUGAUCCUCUCCUUCAAAAAUCCUCCUCAGCUCCGGCUGCGAUUCUUUCCCGUGUCCUAUCCUUGAUAAACGUCGCCGCUCUGGCUUUAUUUUCCGUCGCACCCUCAGCCCUUUGCCAGUUCUGUCCCUCAGUCUGAGGAUGCUUUAGCAUCCACAUCCACAUCCUUCCUCCUCCUCCUCCUCCUCCUCCUUCUCCUUCUUCUUUUUCACCUCCUUCUCCACAGCGGUGGCGGUGUUCUGCGACCGUGUUGUUGGCGGCUGUUCAGAAGGGAACUUUGGAAUUGUCAGGUUUGCUUUUCUUUUUCUUUUUUCUUUCAUUUGUUGGAGAGUGUUUUCGGAUUGGCUUGGCGCGAGGAGGCGAGAGACGUUGGACUCGACGCGCAGGAGAGUAAGAGAGUGUGACCGAGAGAGGGGAGUCAGGAGGAGGAGAGGGGAAGCCAGGAGAAGCAUCCUCCAUGUUUCAGUUGCCCAUCCUAAAUUUCAGCCCCCAGCAGGUGGCCGGGGUCUGUGAGACCCUGGAGGAGAGCGGCGACGUCGAGCGCCUCGGCCGCUUCCUCUGGUCUCUCCCCGUGGCUCCGGCGGCCUGUGAGGUCCUCAACAAGAACGAGUCCGUGCUGAGGGCCCGGGCCGUGGUCGCCUUUCACACCGGCAAUUUCCGCGAACUCUACCACAUCCUGGAGAACCACAAGUUCACCAAAGAGUCGCACACCAAGCUGCAGGCGCUGUGGCUGGAGGCGCACUACCAAGAGGCCGAGAAGCUGCGGGGACGUCCGCUGGGGCCGGUGGACAAGUACCGGGUACGGAAGAAGUUCCCUCUACCCAGAACCAUCUGGGACGGGGAGCAGAAGACCCACUGCUUCAAGGAGAGAACCAGACAUUUGUUGAGAGAGUGGUACUUGCAGGAUCCGUACCCGAAUCCCAGUAAAAAACGGGAGCUGGCCCAGGCGACAGGACUCACACCCACUCAGGUGGGGAACUGGUUCAAAAACCGGAGACAAAGAGACAGAGCAGCGGCUGCGAAGAACAGGCUCCAGCAGCAGGUUCUGUCAGGCGGUUCGGUUCGCUCUCUGGCGGACGAGGACGGCACCGUGGACCGACUGGGGAACUCGUCCAGCCCGGAGGCGAGUCUGUCCAGCAAGGCGGCCGCCUCGGCCAUCUCUAUCACCUCCAGCGACAGUGAAUGUGACAUCUGAGGAGAAAGGAGAAAGAGGAGCAAGAAGAGGAGGAGGAGGAGGAGACGAGUGAAAGACAAUCUGAUAUCAACGAGUCAUAUAGUGCCUGCCAUGAGUCUGACAAACACACACACACACACAAACCCACAGAAAUACACUGAUGCCAAAUCAUGAGGAGAGGUGAUCUGAGAUCUGAUCAGAGACUGUGCGUCCCUUUUUAGGCCCGUACACCUUUGUUUGCGUUUUACCCACGCGUGGAAACGGACGGAGAAUAUUUCACGGACUAACCUUUACAAAAACGCACUGAGAAAAAACAUUGUAAAAAAAAGAAAAGAAAGAAAGCUGAACAUAAAGAAAACAUAAAAAAUGGACGGAGGAAGGCGCCGCCGUUUCUUGUGGGUAUUUCAUGUGGAAAGAAACUGUGAUAUUUUUACUUUACUUUCAAAGUUUUAUAAAUAAUCUUUAUUUGCCUAUUUAAAAAAAAACAAGCAUCUGCUCUGUCUCUUGGAAUUUGAUCAUCUUCAUUUGCUUGGUGUUUUUAAUACUUUACCUUGUACACAGGUGGACCUGUUGAGCAUGCGCGCUUUAGUGAAAAAAAUUGUGUUUGAGUAACAGAAAAAAAAGCAAAUAAAAUAACUUAAUAAAAUAAUUGUUCAUGAUUGCAGUAUAAAUGGUAUUUUUAUAAAUUUUUAUUGUCAUUUGGAGAAAAAAACCCUACCAAUAAGAAUAAAAUUCGAAUCUCAUUAAGUUAAUGUCUUUAUAUCUAAUUUACAUUUUGACUCUAAAUAUAGAAAUAUAAUGUGAACAGAAAAAUGUACAUCAGGUAAAUAUUAAUACAUCCCAGCAGCCGUAGAGGGUCGAGUGAACCCAGGUCCAUCACGAAGCCAACUGUUUACAACGAUAUUCAAACCUAUGGUCAAUUAAAUGUGACUAAUUAAAUUCCUGUAUGUUUUUGCACCACAUAAAGAAAUCAGAAAACCAGUGAUUAAACUGAUGAUGUUCCUGCUGUAAGACAAAAACCACCUGCCCAUCGUUCACUGUAUAGACCCUGUGUAACAUCUUUAAUAAUAUUAAAUAUUGACAGAACAAAACAAAAGAGGCUGAAAGCUUGCUACGCUAAAUAUUAGUUUUAACAUUUAAUAAAAAUGUAAGCCAAUAUAGCUGUGAGUUUGACAACGGAGAAUUACCAAAGAAGAAGAAAAAAAGUUAAGUCAAUUCAAAAUAAAACUGAACAAAGAUGUUACAUUAAUGUUAGGCUUGAAAUAUGUUUAAACACAUAACUAAGACGUUUAAAUCAAUUAAGCUAGCUAGCUAGCAUAAAAUAUCAAUAAAAAAGACGAGUUCACAUAUAACAUAAAAAUUCAGACCGAAAAUUAUUGAAAUUAAUGCAGAAACGUUAGCUACUGGUUAGCUAACAUCGAAACAGCCACAGGACUUCGGACGUUUGGUUUUGUAUUUAGCCAAAUUGCCAAAAUUAGCUUAGCAACUUCUACGAGUAAGAGAGUUAUCCAACGCCAAAGCUCAUUUUUUUUAUCUUAUUUAAAUAUUCAGGGCUGUGGUGUUGUCAUGUUCACACUUUUCUUUUUUGUUUUUUGUUUUGUAAUUCCCUCUCUUCUCACUGUGUGUCGCUAAGAAAUACACGGUCCAUAAUUGGCCAGUGCAGUACGCUUGACGUCCUGUAACGCAGGGUGACAGCGGGAGGUCAGGGAGAGGUCGACUCGCUAACCCGGAUGAUCUGCAGGAGAGGGAUCGUACAGAUCACAACACGGCGGAUUGAGGAAAACGAGCUUUACAUAAUGUAGACAGUCGAGCAAGUGUCCAUUUUCCCAGAAUAUCAUACCGUCGUGUUUACAGUGCGGGCGGCUGCAGCACCGACACUGUGACUGUAGUGUUGGAGGUCAACACUCUGCAGCAGAAACCCGUCCUUUUCCCUCACAGCUUUUGUCCUCCGGCGUCUUCACUUCGCCACCUCUCCAACAACAUCUCUCUUUUCAUCUCCACUACAGCUUGUUGUUGACGGGCCUGAACCAGAACCCGCUGGCUGAUCCUUUCAUUCAUUUUCCAUCAAAAUAUUUCAGUUGCGAGGGCGUCUCUUUGUGCAAAGGCCAUGAAACUGCACCAAAAACAUUCGCUUAAAAUCGCUCUUUGCUCUCAAGGUUAGUGUGUCACAUCCGCCGCGCGUUAUUUCAUGAUUUCAUGUCCAUCAGAGAGGAUUUCUAUUCAAGAAAUAAACAAAUCCCGUGUUGUAUGUGCGGUCCAGUGGUCUGACUGCGUCUUCUUGAUCUGAGAGACUCAAACGCAUGGAAAUGUCGCUCCCUGGUGGUAAAAUAUAUACUACACCAGACGGUUCUGCUCAAAAGGAUCCGUGUAGUAUGUGCACUGUUCAUAUAGUCAUGGACUGGUAUUUUUUUUAUGUCAUAAUACUCCCAAAAAUGUAAACAAAAAUUAAAUCCCUGAAUCAUUUCUUAACACAAAUACACCAACAUCCGGUAUCUAUUUAUUGUUAAAUUAUCCACACGUGAAGUGCAUUAGCCAAUGGCUAAUGAUGGUUAUAAUGUUAGGAAUAAAGGGCUAAUAAAUGUUACAUGCGUAGUUUUAUGGCUUUUUUAAAAAAGUGUUCUGAAUAACCAAAACUUAAUUAUGAAUGUGUGUUAUUGUACAGAUUUUAUGUGAAGGACGGCUCUAUGGAAUAUGUCGUGCUCGUUAAAUACUUACCUG